Messenger RNA from Alligator sinensis (Chinese alligator), 2185 nucleotides. RefSeq names its product olfactory receptor 10T2-like. The transcript is spliced from 3 exons. The coding region runs from base 166 to 1134 and encodes 322 amino acids. Lineage: Eukaryota; Metazoa; Chordata; Crocodylia; Alligatoridae. Gene Ontology annotation, biological process: G protein-coupled receptor signaling pathway. The record is from RefSeq and is a predicted model, not a curated record. Gene Ontology annotation, molecular function: G protein-coupled receptor activity; olfactory receptor activity. Gene Ontology annotation, cellular component: membrane.
UCUGGGUACCUCAGUCAAGAGGAGUUGGUUUGAAUGAAGGAUGCACUGCACUGUUUCCUUUUCUGGAAUCACUGUCCUCUCAGAGCAGCUCACACACAGGGACUGACCUCUGCCUUGACUAUUUGGGAGCAUGGCUGAGGAAACCUUCUAGAGCUGUUUCCAGACAUGCUGUGCCAGCUCCAAUCCAUCAUGAGAAGAGGUAAUGACACCUUGGUGACUGAGUUCUUUCUGGUUGGAUUCUCUCUGCCCUCACAGCUGCGCUACAUCCUGUUCACAGUCUUUCUCCUAAUCUACAUCAUCACACUGAUGGCCAACCUGCUCAUCUUGAUGGCCAUCCAGCUGGACUGUGCUCUGCACACCCCCAUGUACUUCUUCCUGUUCACCCUCUCACUCUCUGAGACCUGCUACACCUUUGUCGUCAUCCCCAACAUGCUGGCCACUCUGCUGUCUGGAGGAAAACCCAUCUGCUUGGUGGGCUGUGCUCUGCAGAUGUUCUUCUUCCUGUCGUUUGCAUCUACCAACUGCUCCCUGUUAGCAGUGAUGGGCUAUGAUCGUUAUGUGGCCAUCUGCCAUCCCCUGCACUAUUCAGAGCUAAUGAACCUACGUAUCUGCUUACAGUUUGCAGCUUCCUGCCUCUUCUUUGGCUUUCUGAUCCCAGCAAUAGAGGUUUAUCUCAUAUUCAACCUGCCAUACUGUGGCCCCAACAGGAUCGACCAUUUCUUCUGUGACAGUGGCCCAGUGCUCCAGCUGGCCUGCACUGACAGCAAGGUCCCCAAAAUUGUUGUUUUUGCAGGUGGCCUCCUGUUCAUCAUCGGUGCUUUGCUCCUGAUCCUGCUGUCCUAUGUCUUCAUUCUUAGUGCCAUUCUCAAGAUCUCUUCAGCCCAGGGCCGGCACAAGGCCUUCUCCACUUGUGCUGGCCACAUCACAGUGGUCAUUGUGCACUAUGGCUGUGCUGGCAUCAUCUACCUGAGACCCAAGUCCACUCACUCACUGGAGCAGGACAAGCUCAUUGCUGUGUCCUACACGGUCUUCACCCCACUGCUCAAUCCCAUGAUGUACAGCCUGAGAAACAAGGAAGUGAGAUUGGCCCUUCGGAAGACAAUGACCAGCAUAUUCUGCCCCCAGAGAGCAUAAGAGCAACCGGACUCUUAGUCGCACAAAGUGGUGGAAAAUGCUACCCUUCACCCGGGCUGCAAAGCAAACUUCAAGUCUGUGGUUCGACUGGAAGGUGUAAUGCUGCCAUCAAGUGGCCCUUUGCUCUGCAGACACUACUACAGGCCUGGUGAAAACUGCUGGUUCUACUUAGCACCUACCUUCAGGGCAAAUGGCAGAAGUAAUCCCACCCUUUUCUUGAGUGAGCAAGCUCCUAUGGUAGAAGUUUCUGCCCAAACCCAUUAGGUGCCAGGCCAGGCUGUGCACCUUGAGCAGCUUCCUGUGAUCUGAGUGCUGGUGUGGAAGUGGGCAGUGUUUGGGAAACUGUGAGUGAGGCCCCGAGUGGAGGCAGAGGGCAGAGCUCUCAGGGCACAGGACUGGCUGGGAGAGUGUGAGCGGGGCGCUGCCUGCUGCUUCAUUACCUCUCUGUGUCCAGGGAAAUGAGCCUGUGUGCACUAUUGAUGUGAAUAAACAGGAUUGCCCCAACCUAACACCUGAGUCUCAAGGUCCAUUUCUCCUAAUGGGAAUAACUGGCAAGCCACUGAUUACUGAUGAACUGCCUUAUCAAAAGGGAGCGUGGAGCUGACUUGGCACUGACACCACACUUGGCUCUUUCAGGGGGAGGGGGAUGGGGGGGUUCACCCCAUGCAGGGGGAGAGUACUAGACCAGACACCACACAGCUCACAGCACAUGCCAGAGAGAUGGAUCCCACAAGAGAGAUGAGUGCUGUGGCCCUUAGCCCUGGGAGCCCUGCUGCCCAGUGGGAUCUUCCAGCCAGAGUUGGGGCCUCAGUCCCAUGCCUGGAGAGAGACAGGUGUCUCUGAAUGGGUUGCACAACAGCCUUCAGGGUGAGUGUGGAGCUGCCUAAGUCACUGGGUAUGAAAUCAUAUGCAGAGUGUGGGGCUUGAACCCCGGCCCUGAAAGAUAACUUAAUCUAAGCUUAGCCCUCAAUUCCCUUGUGGCACUGGAGCUGAAUUAGUGCAGAUUCUCACCAAUAAACAGAGACAGGUCUGCUAAUAUCCACCCAUACAC